AUGAAAAGUAGUCCCGCCUCCUGUGUUUUGGUGCGCCGAGGAAUCACGUGACAUGCCUAUAUUCUUGUUUUGCUCAUCUCAUUUCCUACACAGUCUCCGAAAUUCUCAAUACCGCCGUAAAAAUGGUGACACCGGAGAACUUGUCCGGCGAGACAGGUGCUCAAAGGGAGCCCAAAUUUGACCGGGAUGCGUCCACUACGGCCGUGGACACAGCAAUCGUGCUUCUCGGAGCCGGGGUGACAGCGAUCACACACCCGCUGCUGUACGUCAAACUGCUAAUUCAGAUUGGACAUGAGCCCCUCACCCCAACUGUCGGAACCACCAUGUUUGGGAGGAAAGUGUUGUACCUCCCUGGAUUCUUCUCCUAUGCACAGCACAUCAUAAGGGUGGAUGGAAAGAGGGGACUCUUCCGAGGUCUGUCCCCUCGUAUUAUGUCCAGUGCCAUCUCUACCAUGGUCCGGAGUAAAGUCAAACAGACCAUUCCAGCAGAGGAGGUAGAGAAUGUAUCUGACAGAGAUGACUUGAACACCUCCCUCAGGAAAGUGGUCAAAGAGACCUCACAUGAGAUGGUCAUCCAGUGCCUGUCCAGGAUAGCCACUCAUCCCUUCCAUGUGAUCUCAGUGCGCUGCAUGGCCCAGUUUGUGGGGAGAGAGAUCAAGUACAGGGGGUUGUUCAGCUGCAUAGCCAACAUCUUCAAGGAGGAGGGCGUUGGGGGAUUCUUUGCGGGGGUUGUGCCCCAUGUCCUGGGUGAGGUCAUCUUCCUGUGGUGUUGUAACCUCCUGGCCCACUUCAUCAACACCUACGCAGUGGACAACAAUUUCAGCCAAGCCCCAGCAGUGAGAAGCUACACUAAGUUUGUGAUGGGGAUUGCAGUGAGUGUGUUGACAUACCCAUUUAUGCUGGUGGCAGACCUGAUGGCAGUCAACAACUGUGGCUUAGUGGCUGGUGUUCCCCCUAACUCUCCCAUCUUCAAGUCCUGGGUGUGCUGUUGGGCUCACCUGAGCCAUGAGGGCCAUCUCUUCCGAGGAUCCAGCUUCUUCUUCCGCCGCGUACCUGUGAAAGCGAUGGCCUUGACUGAGGAGUGAUGUCAUCAACCGCCGCACAACCUGUGCCACUGUUCUCCCUCCUAACUGGUACCUCAGUGAGACCAACGUACAGCCCACCAAGUCAAACCUUCCCCUCACCUUAAACACCCUGGUGGGUACAGCAGGAGCAGCAAGAUAUCAAUGGGCUUGGUGAUCUACUGAUCUUUUUUUUUGCUGAAUCAAAGUUACUUACAAAAUAAGUUGUUUUGUUAAUUUGGUUUUUAAUCUUAAGUAUUAGUGUAGCCACUCAAAAGUAAGAGGUUGGAGAAUUAAUGUGAGCAAAUCAAAAUGCUAUCCAAUAGAUGUCCUCUUGGUUGAAUGCUGAGAGUAUAAUCUCCUUUUACUAUCCCAGCCUAAAGUUGCACAAUUCUUUUUUAUUUUUUCAAUUCAAAUCUAUCACUUAAUUUAGCCAUGUAUUUAUUUUUAUAUACAGUUUAAUUAAGUUCUAUGUAAGCUUUGGAAUUGGAUAGUUGAUAACAUCAUCUAUUGAAAUAUGCCAAAUGUUUAUUUUUCAAAUGAUCUUCUUCCCAGAAGCAUGAUAAGUGUUGUUGCAUUCAAAGGGGAUCCUUUGUCUCCUAUCAGAAGUGCUUUAACCAAGAAUUAUACCUAUUCAGAAACAUCAUAAACCCACAAUAACUGGAGUACUCUCCUUUCAACCAUAAGAUUAAUUAGACAACUGGUUUCUCGCAAAUUCUUACAAAUUGCAGCUCUAGUGUUUGCCUGCCAUGAGGAGUAUGAAACGGGAGGAAUUCAGAGGGCAACCAGUGGUUUUCAGUGAUGUCUAAAAACUAAGCCUGCCAUCCAAAAAAGGUUUUCUCUGUGGCCAUAUUGACAACUGUCCUUUAAUGUAUAAUAUAUCAAAUAAGUGAUAUAUCUAACUGGUGCAAAAUUAUGGGUAUGUUUGUGUUACCAAUGACAAAGAAAUGCUAAAUUAUGUGAUGACAAUGGCUGAGCAUAUUAUGCAUAUUACGAUACAUUUUGCAUUCAGGCUAAGGGUGUGUGCCUGAUCUUUGAACCAACCAUUUCUGUUUGAGUUCCUUUUUGACUGCAGGUGAAGAUCCCAAUUAACCUGAUAGUUUACAGUUAACCACUUGUAGUAGCAUAUAAAUAAAAGGAAUCACCUUACCUCCUCGUUAACAUGAUCAUAUUGUGUCUCCCCCUGCCCCCAUGAUCAGUGUUAACCACAAAAUGAUCUUGACCGGGUUUGGUAUAGGCUGUUUUUGUCCUUAUUCCAGAUGUUUUUGUUGCAAUGGAUUGCUCUAAUCAUGUCUACUUGAAAUAAUGUGUGGAAAAAAGCUUGCAGAAGAGACCUGCUUUGCCAAGUGUGUGAGUGGGUUUAUGAUGUGUGCAUCUUUAUACCAUGUAAUUGAGAAUAUGAUGCCCAGUGCUGUAAUCUUUCUGUAUGUUUUUUUUUCUCAAAAUGUCAUGAGCAUUCACUCUCGUGUGUGUGUGUGUGUGUGUGUUCCAGCCAAACAUUCCCUGUAAACUGUGAUCUCCGAAAGAGGGAGAAGCAAUGGCGAGGCAGUUGCUUUGCGACCUUGCAUUUCCGAUGUCUAUUUUCCUGAAAUAAUAUGAAAGCUGGCAUUCUUGUCUAGUCUACAGUAUCUGUGUUAGGUUUAAAAACAAUCCUUUGAUCUGGUUUUAUAUUUUAAAAAAUGAAAUUACAUGGAUGAUG
Molecule: messenger RNA, 2760 nt
Organism: Oncorhynchus mykiss (rainbow trout)
Lineage: Eukaryota; Metazoa; Chordata; Actinopteri; Salmoniformes; Salmonidae
Product: mitochondrial carrier homolog 1
Biological process (GO): positive regulation of apoptotic process
Cellular component (GO): mitochondrion; membrane
Source: RefSeq, a predicted model, not a curated record